UCCUAAUCCUGGUGUAUUCGUGCUUGAUGUUACAGUUGCGGAGUGAUAUGGAUAAUUUGGGUUAAAAGAUACGUUGUCUUACUUCAGACAUACUAGGGUACCGUAUUAGCCAAGUUGAUUUGUUCAUAAAUGGGACUGCGUAUAAAUAGAGGAAACAUCCUAACUUUAUUAUUUGAUGAUAUUUUAAUGUCUAAAUUUCAUAAAAUUGACCUAAUGACUUUAACUAUAUUAACAUGCUAAUAAUGAUUGCCUUUGACUAGAUGGUAGUAAAACUGUGGAUAGGUUUUUUCCCCCCUACAAUUUCUAUAAUAGAUCUAAAGAAUAAUGACUCAGAAAAACUGUUCAGGCCAGGGCCCUAUGGCCCAUUGGUGUCCCGCACCUCACUUUGUGACUUCAUGGGGUGGCAACAGCCUGCCCCACCCGUCGCCUGGUCCCCACCCCCUGGUCCCUGCAAUACUGUUCCUACCCUGUCCUGCUUCAGGCUGCUGCCUCCACCUGUCCACAGAGACCGCACCCCACCAUGUGGUGCUUCCUGCGGGGCAUGGCCUUCGUCUCCUUCUUGUUGGUGACCUGGUCAUCGGCCGCAGUCAUUAUCUCCUACAUGGUAGCUGUGCUCUCCGGGCACGUGAACCCUUUCCUGCCCCAUAUCAGCGAUACAGGAACAACCCCUCCAGAGAGUAGUAUUUUUGGAUUCAUGAUAAACUUCUCUGCGUUUCUUGGCACGGCCACAAUUUACCUGAGAUAUAAAAUCCUGGAGAAGCAGAAUGAAACCAGCUACUUCAGCACACCCGUCCUCAACUUGGUGUCACUAGUCCUUGGCCUAGUGGGCUGCAUCGGGAUGGGCAUUGUGGCCAGUUUCCAAGAGCUGACCAUGCCGGUGGUCCAUGAUGGUGGUGCCCUGCUGGCUUUUGUGUGCGGGGUAAUGUAUAUCCUCCUGCAGUCCGUCAUCUCCUACAAGCAAUGUCCCCAGUGGAACAGCCUGUCCACGUGCCGUGUGCGGAUGGCCAUCUCUGUGGUGUCCUGCGCAGCUGUCCUCCCCAUGAUCGCCUGUGCCUCCCUGAUUUCCAUCACCAAGCUGAAGCGGAAUCCAAGAGAAAAGGAUUGUGUGUAUCACCUAGUCAGCGCCAUCUGUGAGUGGACUGCAGCCUUUGGUUUCGUUUUCUACUUCCUGACGUUCGUCCAGGAUUUUCAGAGUGUGACCCUGAGGGUAUCCAUAGAAACCAACGUGGACAUCUGAAGAUGGGAGCGUUGAAUCUCACUCAUCGUAGUCGCAGACGGUUCCUGGAAGUGGCACAGGAGGGACAGGUGUCGGUGCAGCCCAGAUUGGAUGUGCUGGGGCGUGUGACAUUGAAGCAGUGUUUUUAUACUUUCCUAAGCAGACACUUUUUUUAUAUUAACAAAUUGAUAUACACAAAAAGAUAAGGUGAUACAGAAAAUGAAGAGCUUCUAUUUUUGUACAGAUUCUGGGGGGCUUGGGGGAGCACUUUGUUUAUUUUUGGGUUUUUGUGAGUGAUCUGUGGAAAUACUCUAAAUACAAAAUUUAAGUUUAAUACAUUUAUUAAAAAGUAAAAUCAGGGUAUAGUCAUUUUAAAAUUUCAUCUUCAGGGGAUGAAUUGUGUAAUUUUGUUUGUUGAGAUAGGGCCUCGUGAACUGUUUCAGGCUGACUUUAGACUCACUGUGUAGCCUAGGGUGACCUGGAACUGGUAGUGAUCCUCCUGCCUCACCC
This is a messenger RNA of Fukomys damarensis (Damara mole-rat), 1726 nucleotides long. Its product is annotated as DNA damage-regulated autophagy modulator protein 1. Gene Ontology annotation, cellular component: lysosome. Gene Ontology annotation, biological process: regulation of autophagy. The transcript has a single exon. The record is from RefSeq and is a predicted model, not a curated record. The coding region runs from base 521 to 1237 and encodes 238 amino acids. Lineage: Eukaryota; Metazoa; Chordata; Mammalia; Rodentia; Bathyergidae.